AUGUCUACUCAAGCUCUUUUCCCGCUGCCAGUGCCGAAGCUUGGGGCGUUCAAGAACUACAAGUGUGGCUCUCGAGAAAGGAAGAAGCGGGCAUUUGAUCGCGCCUUUCAUGUCUGUGUCAUGGCUUUCAAUUUUUGGCACGCGGACUACAAGCGCAUCCCGAUUUCCUCGAUUGCAAGAACUCCAAAUGAUGCCCAACAGGAGGCACUGAUGAAUCUCAAGCGGAUGUUAAGAGCUUUCGGUAGCUCGGAGGAGGAGUUCUCUGUUCCGAAGAGUGGCCGUAGAAUCACUUCGUUGAUCUCCAUGCUCUCGGACCUUUCUGAGUUUGUCACCUGGGAAGGUCUUGGUGGAGAUAUCUAUUCAGGUGUUUAUCCUGGUUCUCAAGAAGGCUACAGGACUGUUGUUGAAGUGCCUCGAGAUCUCGACCGAGCCGAUGAACUUCGACCAUAUCGGACAUUAGAUCCUUCGAGGCUUACUUUGUCAGGAAAAGCUGAAUGGGACCCCCAGGAAUAUCUGUCAGACAAGUUGUGGAUGGCGUUCAAUGAGCCUGAAUCUUUGAGGUGGACAGCCUCAGUGGCUACAGACGACGUUCCAAACUUGUCAAAGGAGAAAUAUCAUAUGGUGAAAGAUCUUGCCCUCCUCUGGGACGUGAAUGGCCUUCUCUACAUUCACGAACCUGCCGAAGAAGGGAUGGAGCUCUCAAUGAGGUUCUUCAAUUGCUACAAGAACAAAGAGACUGACAGAAUGGCUGGACUUCCUACCGGCCAGGCCCUUCUUGACCUUGAAUGCCGCCUCCCUGAUCAACGCAUCUCAAUUUGUGCCUCUGACCGCAAGGACUUCUACCAUCAGCUGAGGGUUCACCCAAAAAGAGCUAUUACAAACAAGCUCUUCCCACUGCUGGACAUUACUGACCUGAACGGCACUCAGGCCUUUCAGAAGUGGCUUGGCAUGAUCACAGUUGGUGCACCCGUGCAGAAGAGACUAGCUUUGGCAUUUGUGUCUCUAACCUUGGCUUCAUCCCGCUUCUCCACAGAUGCUUUGCAAGCCUCAUUGAUUGGAGGGUGGGUCAAUGCUGUGCUCUACAGGCGCCCUGCGAUGUCACUGAUCUAUGACCUCUACAAGACUCCAUUGUCUGAUGUACAUGAGACCCCGAGGUUGAUCCAUUUGACUAGAUCUAUGGCUCAGGAACUACUGCUGCUUUCAGUGCUCUGCCCUUUUUGGGUCACGGACAUCUCAGCAAUCCCUCAAAGUCGAUGCUACUCUACGGACUCCUCAGACUCCAAAGGGGCGGUUGUCUCUUGCCCGAUCUCAGCAGAGCUUGCAACAGUUUUGUGCCGCACUGGGCGAAAGAAGACGACCUACUCCAGGAUGCUCACCCGUGAGGAGACGUUGUUGAGGAAGCUUGAUUGGUCGCGUGAGGAGUUUCAAGACCUCCCGGACGGUCGUCGAGAUGAGGACCCAGGCCCAGAGCGGCCUCGUGCCUUCAGGUUCCAUUUCAUUGAAGUCUGUGGAGGUGCAGGAAGAGUAAGCCACUUUAUGAGAAUGUACGGCUGGAAUGUUGGGCCAGUCAUUGACAUUGACCGGUCCCCUGCCUACGACUUUUCUUUGCUCAGAGUCUUGCAGUGGUUGGCACAUCUCAUUGAGAACGACCUGCUUGGUUCCGGGGUUGCUGGAGCAACCCAGGAGAUCCAAGAUGCGAAAGCUUCAGGAGUGGCAGCGUUUGCUGAAUCUCAAGAGGGCCUCAGAAGUUUGGACAGUAUCCUUGCGCACCCCGAUCUCAGCUUGGAUUUAACCCUUUGGACUUUGAUGCGACUCGCCGAUUUGGAACUACCUCAAGGGCGACCAGUUUUGCCUGCCACUCAGAAGCGCAGAGACUUUCUGCUGGAACAAUUUGCAUCAUGGCUCAAGGGGCAUGACAUGUCCCUUGAUGAGAUUCUUUUGACGACCACCCCCGACAUAGAAGCUUUGAACGUGAUGCUUGAAAAAUACGGUAGAGAGCUCUACAGGCACCAGAUAGCACGAUUGGAUCAUCCACAGUUGCUCAAGACCAUCGAGGUCGCGUUCCAGGACCUUGAACCCUGGCAGCAACUGUGGCCUGCAUCGCCGCAAACUAUGAGACUUCGUUUCAACAAGCUGCUGAAAGCUACAGGUCUGGACCAGUUGCCAGAUGGCAUCAGCCGAGGCAUAGAUCUCGGCUCUUUAAGGGCUGGAGGAGCCUCCUGGCUCCUCCUCUCCAGCGAGGACAGCGAGAUGACAAGGCGCCGAGGCCGCUGGAUCACCACCAAGGUGAUGGAGAUCUACGUGCAGGAGGCAUGGUCUGUACAGUUCAUGCCAAAGCUUCCUCGACAGGUGAAGCAGCAGAUUUGGAACGGAGCCCAGCUUUUUCCUUCGGCAUUAGAGUAUGUGACCACCUGGAAAGCUGCAAGCAUUCCGGAGUCCGCAUGGCCUUUGCUGUUUCUCAACGCAGCUAGAGACUUUGAGCUGAACAUCAUGGGAGUGAAGAAGAUGGGUGGUGUUGUUCUUGUGGUCACAGACGGCUGGGCGGGUGUGCCGGGCGUGCCAAAUCACAGCACCCCUGGCAAGAAAGUCGUGACGCUCCCAGAUGACACAGAUGCAAAGCCUGGUGGAGAUGAAUCGAGAACCCAUAGGCCCUCCAUUAUGUCUUGCGAUUUGGACGAAAACGAUGCCGCCAAGACCAGAGCGAACCUGGCUUCGCGCAUGACGGUGAGCAUUCCACAUUUGCAAAAGGACGGUUUCCUAGAACCUGUGACUUUGCCAUUCUGGCAUCCAGGUCGAUAUGUUCAUACCACUGCAUUUGAUGCAAUAUUCUGCGGAGUUAUUGUGGCAAACACUUUGGUGAUGGCGUUGGAAAUGCAGUACACUGGCUUGCAGCGGGGAUACGAGCUCGGAUUUCAACAUUUUACCAUGCCUGCAAGUGAGUACUGGCCGCAAGCAAAUCUUGUGUUCCAAGCGCUGGAUAUUUGCUUCGGCAUCGUCUACACUAUUGAAUUGAUCGUUAAGCUUGUGGGCUUUAAACUUCGCUUCUUCAAGGACUGGUGGAACAUUUUUGACGGCUUGUUGGUCACGAUGUGGCUGGCAGAGGUUUCUUUGAGAGAUGUGAUACAAUUAGAGCCUGGAAUUUUGCGUAUGAUGCGAAUGUGCCGGCUUUUACGCUUGAUACGAUUGGUCAAAACAAUCCAAGGUUUUGAUGCGCUUUACAUCAUGACGACUGCAAUGUUGGGGAGCGUUGUGUGCCUCUUUUGGUCCUUCAUGUUGCUGAUGACUGUCCAAGUCAUGAUCGCUUUCUUUCUGAAUGAGUCUCUGGAAAUCUACUUCAAUGAUCCAACGAAGCCUGUUUCUGAAAAGCAUGAGGUGUUUGAGUACUUUGGCACCACAGCCAGAGUGAUGCUCACCAUGUUUGAGCUCACCCUCGCGAAUUGGCCAGUGGCUGCUCGAAUAUUGCAGGAAAAUGUGACUGAAUUCUAUUCAAUAUUUUCUGUCGGCUACAAGCUGAUCGUUGGUUUCGCUGCAGUGGGCAUCAUCAAUGGCGUGUUUAUGCAGGAGACCUUCAAAGUUGCAGCUUCAGACGACAAGCUCAUGAUGCGGCAGAAGGAGCAAGAUCGCUGGCUCCACACCAAAAAGAUGAAAACACUUUUUGAAGCCGCUGAUGAGUCUGGAGAUGGGUACAUUGAUAGAAACGAGUUCUGCGAUAUCAUGAAUAUUCCAGAAGUCAGGACAUGGCUUGCAGCUCAAGAGCUUCCAGUUCAGGAUCCAAACGUAUUAUUCAAUUUGCUUGAUGAUGGUGAUGCAGAGCUCACCGCCGAAGAACUUGUCAAAGGAGUUGAGCGGCUGAAGGGAACUGCCAAAGGCAUUGACCUUGCGGCCUUCAUCGCUGAAUACCGCAGCUUCGCAGCGAAAGUCGCGGACAAGCUUGAUUUCCAGCUAGAGAGUCUAGCGAACAAACCUAAAGAAGAUGACGAUGCUGAGGGUGGAAGUGAGGGCGAGUAA
Messenger RNA from Durusdinium trenchii, 4008 nucleotides. NCBI's taxonomy places the organism in Eukaryota, Dinophyceae, Suessiales, Symbiodiniaceae. The record is from the annotation of a GenBank genome assembly.